GUGGUUUCCACAUGUUCUAGACAACGACUGGCGCGCGCACAACGAGUAAUUGGCGGCAUCAUAGACUUGCGCCCGAUAAAUUCACGGGUAGGGCGGAAAGGGGGCAGCACUAAGCCGGGUCAUUGCAUAAUACCAGCAGCGACACGACACGGAGACCUGGUAAUGAUUGAAGAACGCGUCUGAGCCUGGAACGACGGUUUGCACAAGUGCCGGGACGAAGAUCAUGCAAGGACACCCGGAUUGGCGUUCGGCAGUUGCUGUAACGUGUAGCUUCAUAAUUAUUCUCGUGGCAGUGGUAUGGACCGCGAGAAAGACUUCCUAUAAACGAAAGGAAUCCAUAAGAACAAAUGAAACAGAGGGAUUAGAAGAAUCAGAGAAGAUUGAAAAAAAUGUGAAUUGUGAAAGUGAUGAUGUAAAUCACGAUAAUGUAAAUGACGAUAAGAAAGAUUCCAAUGAUGACACGAUUCCCGAAUUAUCAAAUCCAAACUGGGUAAAGGUGGGCCAGAUUCAAGAAUUAUACAUGUAUCCUCUGAAAUCUGGGCGUGGAAAGACUUUGAGGGAAUGUGACUUCACCGAAUACGGAAUUAGUUUAGAAGACAAGGGUAGAUUCACCCUUAGAGACAGAAUGUUUCUAGUGUACAACGAGGAAACUGGCCGAUUCCAGACCGGGAGGCAAUAUCCAACCUUGAUCCUGAUAAGUUUAUCGGCGGUGGACGAGACCAAGGUGAAGCUGGAGGCCGUCGGGAUGCCCAGCGUGAUUUUCGAGGUUCCAAAUUCAUUGGAGAAUGCUUCUGAAGCCGUUCAAUGCACCAUGUGGUGGGGAGAGCCGGUGAAGUGUAUCGAUUGUGGCACAGAACCCGCCGAAUGGUUAUCAAGGUUUCUGACUGGAACCACUUCUGGCCUUCGAUUAGGAUGCACAAUGAUGGACAAAAGGAAUCUCUUCGUGGAACCGUGGAAAAAAUUCACCCAAGUGUAUCAAAAACUCAGGAACAAAGACACUGGAUUGUUCAGCGAUUUAACCAGUUAUAUGUUAAUGACCACGCGAUCUGUUGAAAAAUUGAACGAAAAAUUAGAAAGGCCAGUUCCUACUCUACAAUUUCGUCCAAAUAUUUUAGUUUCCACCCAACAACCGUUCGAGGAGGAUAAUUGGGAAUGGAUAAAAAUUGGGGAACGCGUCGUGAUUAGAAAUGUCAAACCAUGUUCACGAUGUAAAUUCGUGGGUGUGAAUCCAGAAAACGGAGUAAUGGACAAGGAGGAACCAUUAAAGACUUUGAAAUCUUUCAGAGAACAAACUGAUCCAGAACGGGUCUCUCUCGAAGGAAAAGCGCCUGUAAUGGGAAUAUACUGCGGAUUAUACAUCCCUGGAAAAGUAAAAGUCGGGGAUGACGUUUUUGUUCAUUCGUCCAGUGAUUCAACAAUGGUGGAAUUGAAUCAUCGAGAAACAACAAGCUAGAUAGAAAAAUAUUGAAAAUUAACUCGCUUUGAAUGGCCUUUCUUCAUUCGAAAGUAGAAGUUUAUGUAAAAAAAAAAAAAAAAAAAAAUAAAAAGACGUCAAUAUACGUUCACAUUCAGAGAAUAAUUACCAGAAAUAAUAUUUUGAGAUGAGCAAAUCAAAUAAAGGAUUCUUUGGAUAUUCAUAAGACUUCGAGACAAUAUAAUACUAUAUAUUGCGCGAUUUUUAUGAGAUUAUCGUUUCAAGCUAUAUGUAAUUGUUAUGAUACGUUAUAUAGGUGUGAUUGAAAUAAGUGUGACCAGUUUAAAUAUUUCUGGUGUUACAUAUUUUGAGACACGCUAUACAUAUGUUGAAAUAUUGUUACAUUAAAUAAAAUUUUGAUUGUUAUAAAA
Messenger RNA from Apis laboriosa (Himalayan honeybee), 1845 nucleotides. RefSeq names its product mitochondrial amidoxime-reducing component 1-like. Lineage: Eukaryota; Metazoa; Arthropoda; Insecta; Hymenoptera; Apidae. The record is from RefSeq and is a predicted model, not a curated record. Bases 224 to 1453 code for a protein of 409 amino acids. The transcript is spliced from 7 exons. Gene Ontology annotation, molecular function: catalytic activity; pyridoxal phosphate binding; molybdenum ion binding.